This is a messenger RNA of Vigna angularis (adzuki bean), 618 nucleotides long. RefSeq lists its product as uncharacterized. Lineage: Eukaryota; Viridiplantae; Streptophyta; Magnoliopsida; Fabales; Fabaceae. The record is from RefSeq and is a predicted model, not a curated record. The transcript has a single exon. The coding region runs from base 1 to 618 and encodes 205 amino acids.
AUGGCGCCAUAUGAAGCACUGUAUGGUAGGAGAUGUAAGACACCCCUAUGUUGGUACCAAGAAGGAGAAACAGUGAUGUUAGGACCAGAAUUAAUUCAACAAACCACAGAAAAGGUGAAACUGAUACAGGAAAGGAUGAAGGCAUCACAGAGCAGACAGAAGUCUUAUGCAGAUCAUAGGCGAAGGCCUCUUGAGUUUGAAGUGGGAAGUCACGUGUUUCUGCGAGUUUCUCAGAUGACUGGAAUAGGGAGAGCUAUCAGAUCCAAGAAGUUGUCUCCGAAGAUUCUUGGUCCAUUCCAAGUUAUCAAGAGAAUUGGACCGGUAGCAUAUGAGAUUGCUCUACCUCCUCAACUGGCAAACUUGCACAAUGUAUUUCACGUCUCUCAAUUGAGGAAAUAUGUGUCAAGUCCUGAUCAUGUACUCGAGGUGGAUGAUGUUCAAGUCAGAGAGGAUUUGUCAUUAGAUGCAAAACCAGUACGAAUUCUUGAUGUUCAGGCGAAGCAACUAAGAGGAAAGGAUAUUCGUACAGUCAAAGUAUUGUGGAAUGAGAAGACCCAAGAGAUGACAUGGGAAUUGGAAGAAGAAAUGAAGACCUUCUAUCCUCAUCUGUUUGAUUAG